AUGCAGUCCCACCUGUGUGAAACAGACGUGAACUCCUGCGAACCCCGGGCCCGGCCACAGGAGGCGCGCCCCGGCUCCCGGCCCGCGGGUUCGUUCAGAAGCCGCCCCCGACUCGGGGUCGCCGCGGAGCCCACGGGCGCCACCAAGUUCACACCGUGUUUGCGUCUCCCGUUUCUGCUGUUUUUCGUGCGCGGGAUCACGGCGGCGCCAGCCGAGUUGGUCGAGGGCGCGACGCCGGGCGGAGGACAGACAGCUGCUCUCUCGCUUUCCUACAAUUUCUCCAUCACAUCUCAGCCCAGGCCUGGACCAUCAUGGUGUGAGUUUCAAGGCCAGGUCAAUGGAAACGAGUUUCUUUCCUAUGUCUGUGGGAGCAAGGAGGUCAAACCUGUUGGUCCUAUGGGGAUGAAGCUUAAGGACACAGCAUUUUGGGGCACACAGAUGGAACCUCUGAAAGACCUGGGGGAAGAGCUCAGAAAGAAACUACUGGACAUCAAAACAAAAAUUUUCACUAAGAGCGAUUGUCUCACCAUGCAGGGCAGGCUCAUGUGUGUGCGUGGGGCCCAUGGACACACCAGAGGAUCCUGGCAGUUUGUCUUCAGUGAGCAGAUCACCUGCCUCUUUGACCCAGAGAACAGAAAGUGGACAGUGGUUCCUCCCGGAGGCCAAUGGUUCAAGGGCACGUUGGACAGUGACAGAGAGCUGACCAAGCUCCUCAUGGGGACUGCAAACGGAGACUGUAAGAGCUGGCUCCAGCACGUAUGGGAGCACUGGGAUGAAACACAGGAGACCACAGUGCCACCAACCACACAGCAAGACUCAGCCCCGACCAGGAACAUCAGGAUGGUCAUUGUGAGCUCUGGAGUCACUGUUGCCAUCGCCAUUGUCAUCAUUAUAAUUUCCAGAAUCAUCAAAAAUCAACACCCUGCGUGGAACUUCUUUAGAAGGACAGGCUUCCAAGGCUACCAAGAAGCCCCUGAGAGUGGGGACUAGCUCAGAGACUCUGCUUCUGGGCCAGCUGCCUUUGGAUGAGCUGCUGUUCAUCAUUAGACCAACAGCACUUCUAAGUUUACAAUUCCAGAGACUUCAGUCCAAUGACCUGGUGCAGGACACAGAACCUCCCAUGUCCCUUCUUGCAUUUCGUGCCUCUCCUGUUCAGCACUUUCCACUGGCAUAUUCUAUGCCGUUUCCUGCUGGUGCUAAGUGAUGGAAUUCCUUCACUUAAAUUUUAGAUACUUGACUAAGGAAUCUCAACAAAGGGAACAUUUUCCAUCUUGUCCUUUGGUUGUGCAAUAUCGGAUCCUUCUCUGUAAGAGGACCAUGUCCUUGCCGACAGUCAGUACAGGUCACAGCCACUGCCACGAGGACAGGGAUAGACCCCGUCUAUUGUUUGAAUAUUGUUUGAAGCUAUAAAUGAAAAAGAUAUUGUUUGAAGCUAUGGAACUUCAGGGAUUUUUUUCUGUGUCCUGAGA
Neogale vison (American mink) is the source of this 1469-nucleotide messenger RNA. RefSeq names its product UL16-binding protein 3-like. The coding region runs from base 1 to 990 and encodes 329 amino acids. Lineage: Eukaryota; Metazoa; Chordata; Mammalia; Carnivora; Mustelidae. The record is from RefSeq and is a predicted model, not a curated record. Gene Ontology annotation, biological process: positive regulation of T cell mediated cytotoxicity; antigen processing and presentation of endogenous peptide antigen via MHC class Ib; antigen processing and presentation of endogenous peptide antigen via MHC class I via ER pathway, TAP-independent. The transcript is spliced from 5 exons. Gene Ontology annotation, cellular component: external side of plasma membrane.